UUAUAAAAAAUUACGAAAUUCGAUUGCGAUGCUAAUGCUAAACUUCUACCGCGUACGCCUUACACACGCCAGUUUAAUUUAAAUGGUGUUACUAUGAUGAUGUGUAUUGUAGAUUGUAAGGAUUUUAAAAGUUAAUCUGAGUUUGUGUUAAGUAAAUACCGUAGAUACCGAAGGUUUACUAGUGCAAGUGGCCUUGUUAUUUAGUUUUAGUUUUUACGUGUACACAACAAGUGGUUUUUGAGUCGUUCGCUGGCAGCCUACAGGACAAUCAAUUACACAAUGUCGGAUAAUACUCAGGAUAUACUAAAAGAAGCAGCGGCCGCUGCCGCCGUUGGUGGCUCACUAUUUAGUACUUUCGACAUAAUAAUGCUGGUUAUUUUAUUUGGUGCAGCUGUGUGGUGGCUUUACAGUUCAAGAAAAGAAAGCAAAAAAGACGACUUAUUGCUCAGUAACUAUGCUAUCCAGCCAGCAGGAUCUAUACAAGUUACUGAAAAUUCUUUUAUAAAAAAAUUACAAUCAUCGGGAAGGAGUCUUGUAGUAUUUUAUGGCUCCCAAACAGGGACUGGAGAGGAAUUUGCAGGACGUCUAGCCAAAGAGGGGAUAAGAUAUAAAAUGAAAGGAAUGGUUGCCGAUCCUGAAGAAUGUGAUAUGGAAGAGCUUACUAAACUCAAGGAUAUUCCAAAUUCACUAGCCGUGUUCUGCUUGGCGACAUACGGAGAAGGAGAUCCUACUGAUAAUGCUAUGGACUUUAUUGAAUGGCUAAAAAACGAACCUGACUUGAUAGGACUAAACUACGCUGUGUUUGGACUUGGAAAUAAAACUUAUGAGCACUACAAUGCAGUGGCUAUUUAUGUGGACAAACGGCUGGAAGAACUGGGGGCUACCAGAGUGUAUGAGUUGGGUUUGGGUGAUGAUGACGCAAACAUUGAGGAUGACUUUAUUACAUGGAAAGAUAAGUUUUGGCCAUCAGUAUGUGAAAAAUACAAUAUAGAGAGCACCGGAGAAGAAGAAUUGACUCGGCAGUUCAGAUUAGUAACCCACGCCCCAGACGAGUUCAAACCAAAUGAGAUAUUCACAGGAGAGAUAGCUAGACUACAUUCCUUGCAGAACCAACGCCCACCAUAUGAUGCUAAGAAUCCAUUCCUUGCACAAAUAAUAGUGAAUAAAGAACUGCACAAAGGAGGUGACAGGUCAUGUCUGCAUGUGGAAUUGAAUAUUUCAGGCUCCAAUAUGAGAUAUGAAGCUGGUGAUCAUGUGGCAGUGUAUCCUAUUAAUGAUAGCAAUUUAGUUGACCGGCUGGGCCAGUUGACAGGAGCUGACCUAGAUGAAGUAUUUUCCCUCAUUAACACUGACCAGGAAAGCACGAAGAAACAUCCAUUCCCUUGCCCGACAUCAUACAGGACUGCAUUGUCACAUUACGUGGAAAUCACAGCUGUGCCUAGAACUCACAUUUUGAGAGAACUUGUAGAGUAUUGCUCCGAGGAAGAGGAUAAGAAAAAACUGCUGCUUAUGGCCACAAAUUCUCAGGAAGGAAAAGCUUUAUAUCAGUCAUUUGUGGUUGACGCCUGCAGGAAUAUUGUGCAUAUAUUGGAAGAUGUAAAAUCGUGUAAACCCCCGUUAGACCACCUCUGUGAAUUGUUGCCCCGCCUUCAACCAAGAUACUAUUCAAUUUCAUCAAGUCCCAAGUUGUAUCCUGAGACAAUCCACGUGACAGCGGUAGUAGUGAAGUACCAAACUCCGACGGGGCGCGUGAACAAGGGCGUCACCACCACGUGGCUCGCUGAGAACGUACCGGAGCCCGACAAACCCUUCCCACGAGUGCCUGUUUACAUUAGAAAGUCUCAGUUCAGAUUACCACUGCAGAGUCAGACUCCCAUCCUGAUGGUGGGCCCGGGCACUGGGCUGGCGCCGUUCCGCGGCUUCCUCCAGGAGCGGGCCUUCGUGCGCGCGCAGGGCCGCCCCGUCGGCGACACCGUGCUGUACUUCGGCUGCAGACAUCGGGCCCAGGACUACAUCUACCGAGAGGAAUUAGAAGAAUUUGAGAAGAACGGCGAUGUUUCACUCCACGUCGCCUUCUCACGUGAUCAAGCGCAUAAAAUAUACGUGACACACCUGUUAGAGAAUAAUUUAGACCAGAUUUGGGACAUCAUUGGCCUGAGAAAUGGCCAUUUCUAUAUAUGCGGGGACGCUAAAAAUAUGGCUGUGGACGUUCGCAACAUAGUAAUUAAAGCUAUCCAAGAGAAAGGCGGCAAGACGGAAACUGAAGCAGCACAAUUCCUAAAGAAAUUGGAGUCUAUGAAGAAAUAUUCAUCUGAUGUCUGGAGCUAAGCGUGAGCUUUAUGUUUAUCCGACUGAUACGUAAAAAUGCUAGUAAAAUUGAUUGGAGCUGAACAGAAUUUAAGUGAUACUGUAUAAAAAAGAUGGAUAUAAUUUAGUUCUAAGAUAAAUAGAAAGGAGAAAUGAAAUUUAUGAUAGCUGCCGAAUAAAGGUAGUUGAGAAAAUAAAGCUAUCAGAAUACCUGAGAGGUCGUGACCAAAAAUUAAUAUAAACAUGAGCUAGUAAUGAUCAAUUGAAUUGCAAAUAGUUCGAAUAAAUAUUGAUGUCGAAUCAGUUAUUAAAAUUAAUUGGUAUUAGACUAGAGCAAAAAGUGAAAGUUUUCAGCAAAGGAAACUUAAAAGUAAAAGAAAUAUUUAUUCACUUUAUUUAUUAACUACCUUUUCUUUGGAAUUCCCCAACACAAGGCUUCGUUGCUCAAAUGUAUUGUAGCCUGAAAUUAAUUUCAAGAAUGUGUUUCUGACUAAUUCUAUAAUUCAUUGCAUUAUGAGAAUUUAUUUUAAUUUCUAUUUGCUAUUUACAUACUGACGAAUAUUUUUUAUUAUUAAAAUAUGUUGUAUUAACUCUAUUGUACCUAAAUGUUUUAAUUUUGUGCUAAUUAUGUUAAAUAAUUAAGAAAACAAUAAAUUUAAACCCCAUUAAGCUAUUACAUGAUUAUGUCCACUGUUUGUCUUUUUAUGACAAACUGAUAGACGUUAGAAACACAUUCAGCAAUAUCUGCAGGCUAUAAUAUCAUCUGCUAAGCGAGCCAUAAUAUACUCAGAAGCACAAUCAUCCACCUAUUUUAAUAUGACGCGAGUAAAUUAAAAUGGGCGGAUAAUUGUGCCUCUGAGUAUAGUUUAUACAAUAAAAUUAUAAAAUAAAAUAAUUGGAUAAGUAUUUAAAUUUUAUUUAGUUUAAAUAUUUGUGUUUAGGUAUUACAAAAUUUGCACUGUUUGUUAUGUUUGAGUUUUUUGUUGGUAGUAUUUUUCAGAUUCGCUUACGGGAAAAAGCAGCUUGAAUUUUUGUUGUUGGUCACAUAUUACUGAAUUUUUAUUAUUAUUUUGUAUUAUAGACUAAUAAUAAUCACUGAUUAAAAUGCAUUUCCGAAUAUGCAUAACGAGUUCUGUAUUAAUGACAAUAAAAACAUUUUGUACUAAAAUCAGGAUUAUUGGAAUCUGUAACAGAUUUUAACAGUAUCUAAGAGUAAGAGUGAUUAAAAAUUUAUUUAUACACAAACAUAAAAGCGAUAUUACAAAGAUUUACCAAAAGCAAUGGCAAGAAGCCAAAUUAAGUUUUUAAACGUAACAAAUUUUUUGUGGGGGUAAUUUUUUUAAAUCUUUUAUGCUUUUUUAUAAUAUUACGUUCCAUUACUGCAUGACACUUUAGCGUCAAUAAUAUACAUAUUUUCACAUAAUAUAAGGGGCUGUGACAUACGAACGGACAUAAUAAAUCUAUAAGGAUUCCAUUCCUUGUCAGAACUCAGAAUGCGAAACCCUAGUAGAAAACUUGAAUUAUUUAAUAUAAUGAUAAUUGUUUUUGUUUGUUAAAUGUGAAGAAUUUUAUUUAGGGCAUGUCUGUACUAUGUGGUAUGGUGCCGGUUCUGUUGUUUAUAAAACUUAAUAAUUUAAUUUAAUGUUGUUUUCUGAGAUCACUGGGAAAGUAAUAUGACCCAACAAUUUAGUCCUGUUACAAUUUAUUUGGUUUUGUGUACAACAGAAGUUAUGUCAGUUUUGUGUGAACAUGUCACAUUAUUAUUUUAGUGUAAGUGGAUUGGGAUAUAUUUAGAAAGUAAGAAUAUUUUUAAAUUUAUAUGAACAAAUAAAUUUAUUUCAUUACAUAAA
Messenger RNA from Bicyclus anynana (squinting bush brown), 4157 nucleotides. RefSeq names its product NADPH--cytochrome P450 reductase (gene Cpr). Gene Ontology annotation, biological process: response to hormone. NCBI's taxonomy places the organism in Eukaryota, Metazoa, Arthropoda, Insecta, Lepidoptera, Nymphalidae. The transcript has 12 exons. Gene Ontology annotation, molecular function: FMN binding; flavin adenine dinucleotide binding; NADPH-hemoprotein reductase activity. Gene Ontology annotation, cellular component: cytosol. The coding region runs from base 280 to 2328 and encodes 682 amino acids. The record is from RefSeq and is a predicted model, not a curated record.